Peniophora sp. CBMAI 1063 is the source of this 882-nucleotide messenger RNA. The record is from the annotation of a GenBank genome assembly. Lineage: Eukaryota; Fungi; Basidiomycota; Agaricomycetes; Russulales; Peniophoraceae.
AUGGAGCUCAAAGAUGAUGCUCCUGCCUCACUCUUUAAGUACCGUAGACACCCAUCGCUGGCUAGCUUUUUGUGGUCUUUUUGGUUGAAAAUGCCAGUCAAACUACGGAGCCUCGCAUACCGAGCUCUAACGCACUACGGAAGGCCAACUUCCUCACCGUUCGCUACGAGACUACCCUUUGGGCUCGUUUUGAAAUCGCGCAGCAUCAGGGUCGUAGAAGCACUUUCCACCCAACUUGUCGGUACUCGCACGGCGAUACCAAUCCCGACCAUCCUAGACGUCAUUAACACACCAUCUAGUGACGGUACUGGCAUAUGCGUGCUGAUGACCGAGCUCUCUGGAAGAUCUAUGUAUGAUCUCCGUGUAGAUCUGACUACACUCUCCAAAGACCAGAUGUCGACGCUCUCGGAUACCCUCCGGAAUUGGAUGAUGCAGCUUCGCGCUCUUACCCAGCCUCCUGAUAAUAUGAUCUCUGGCGUCGGGACGACGUCUUUCGUCAGCUACAGGCUAUCUCAUAGCCGUAGUGUCGGGCCCUUCUCCACGUUGCAGGCAUUCCACGAGCAGAACUGCCUACGCGUUCGGCGUGCCGAUCCCCCCGAGACCCACGCACUGGGAGAUGCACGAGAUCAAAAGGCUUACCGCCUCCAUUUCACCCACGGCGAUCUUACACCGGGCAAUAUCCUGGUCGACUCAAACUACCGCCCCGUGGGUCUCGUUGAUUGGGAGUGUGCGGCAUGGCUCCCGGAGUAUUGGGAGAUCGUAUCCUCGGUCGCUCAGUGCCCGCGCUCUAAGGAGUGGCGCAAUAUGCUUCGUGAUAUAUUGCCGAUGUAUGAUGACGAGCUGGCGCUGGAUCGGAUGCUCUGGAAGUACUCGAACUUCUAG